GUUUCCUCGAAGCCCUUUGCUUAGUUCCUGACUGCUACCGUCGACUGAGCAGCUUCACAGCGAUUAGGCGUGGACAGAAGACAGGAAUUUACUGUGCUGAAGCAAAGCUUCUUGGCUAGGCUAGGCCGGUUUCUCGCAGAAUGGUAGCACACAGCGGAUCCCUGCUGGGUUCCUCGAGACCUGUCAUAGGUUUAGAGAGGCUCGGUGGGUCCCGUGCGCAGGCCAGCGUGUGCAGAUGCCGAGAUGCCAGAAAAAGGACGCAUGUACUUGUUGAAGCAGUCAAAAGGGAUUCGAAAAGGAAAGAUCAGAGGGAAGAGAAGGUUUGGCGCAGUGAAUUAGAACCCCGGCAGCCCCUGGCACGCCCGCCCGAAGGCCUCAACAUUGUCAGCGUUCUCAGUUCAGUAGAUGUUGACUUGGAAAGCUCACAUCUGACCGGCAGGCAGCGAAGGGAUUGGGGUGUUCUGAACGCUCUUGUAGAUCGAUGGGACUUUCUGCCUGCGAGAUGGAAGGUGGUCGCUGCGACAUCGCUCGCAUUCGUGAUAUGCAACAUGGACAAGGUGAACAUCAGCGUGGCCAUCAUCCCCAUGGCCCAGGACUUUGGCUGGAGCCCCACAGUAUCAGGGCUGGUGCAGAGCUCCUUCUUCUACGGCUAUGCGCUCACGCAGAUCCCUGGGGGUUAUGUGACUUCGCGGAUUGGCGGCAGGAGCGUCCUGCCAGCAGGGGUCAGCCUCUGGUCAGCUGCCACAGCCGCAGUCCCACUGCUCGCAGGCACCAUACCAGGGCUGUUCCUGUGCCGGGCAGCGGUGGGUCUCGGGGAGGGAGUGGCGCCAUCGGCGUCCACAGACAUGGUUGCGCGGCUGAUAGACACCCGGGAGCGAUCGCGCGCGACCUCUUACAUGUUUGGCGGGCUGCACGUCGGCUCACUGCUGGGCCUGCUGGUGGCUCCUGCGCUCAUUGAGCGAUUUGGGUGGCAGACGGUGUUCUAUGGGUUUGGGCUGGCGGGCCUGGCUUGGAGUUUUUGGUGGGAGGCUGUGGUCAAAGGCAUCCAGGAGGACGAGCCAGAGGCCUUCCUGCAGCUCACGCGCACCAGCCGCCAGGUGGCGGCGGCUGCGGCGGCCAAGUCGGGCAGCGCGCUGGCGGCGGAGGAGCCGAUGCCGUGGCGCGCGUUCCUGCGCAAUACACCCGUCCGCGCACUCGCAUACACCCACUUCUGCAACAACUGGUUCCACUACACGAUGAUGGCAUGGCUGCCCACCUACUUCACCGACACGCUGUCACUGUCUCUCACCCAAGCCGCCCAGGUGUCGCUGCUGCCGCCGAUUGCGGCAAUCGGCAUAAGCCUGACGGCUGGGCCGCUGGCGGACGGGUUGAUAGAGCGAGGAUGGCCGGUCGCGCGCGUGCGCAAGCUGGCACAGAUCACGGCCUUCCUCUGCCCCACUGCCUGUCUGCUCGCCACUGCUAACUGCGACGACGGGCCCACCUCCGUCGCCCUGGUGACGGCUGCGCUGGGAACGGCGUCGCUGAGCCUGUGCGGGCUGUACUGCAACCACGCCGACCUGUCGCCGCGAUAUGCACCCUUCCUGCUCGGCAUGACCAACACCAUCGGCGCAGUCCCCGGCAUCAUCGGUGUUGCUGUCACCGGAGCAAUCCUCGACGCCACUGGCUCGUGGUCGUGGGCGCUCUUUGCCCCGAGCGCGUUCUUCUUUGUGACGGGCGCGGUUAUCUUCGGCACGCUCGGCAGCAGUGACGCGCAGGACUUC
Messenger RNA from Coccomyxa subellipsoidea C-169, 1760 nucleotides. Its product is annotated as MFS general substrate transporter. The record is from RefSeq and is a predicted model, not a curated record. NCBI's taxonomy places the organism in Eukaryota, Viridiplantae, Chlorophyta, Trebouxiophyceae, Coccomyxaceae. The transcript is spliced from 9 exons. The annotation marks the transcript as partial. Gene Ontology annotation, biological process: transmembrane transport. Gene Ontology annotation, molecular function: transmembrane transporter activity.